This is a messenger RNA of Photinus pyralis (common eastern firefly), 4298 nucleotides long. It is a transcript of the gene park, whose product is annotated as E3 ubiquitin-protein ligase parkin. Gene Ontology annotation, biological process: autophagy of mitochondrion; regulation of cellular response to oxidative stress; protein polyubiquitination. Lineage: Eukaryota; Metazoa; Arthropoda; Insecta; Coleoptera; Lampyridae. The transcript is spliced from 12 exons. The record is from RefSeq and is a predicted model, not a curated record. Gene Ontology annotation, molecular function: ubiquitin conjugating enzyme binding; ubiquitin protein ligase activity; zinc ion binding. Bases 2792 to 4213 code for a protein of 473 amino acids. Gene Ontology annotation, cellular component: endoplasmic reticulum; cytoplasm; mitochondrion.
AUUAAUACAAUAACUCGAGAUCAGGUAGAGAUAGAUUAGGUCUGCAGCUUGGAAGUAGGUAUAACAUCUGAACUUAAACGACCUGUCAACUUUCCCUUCUGCUUUGAAUAUAGAGUACUAAUAAUCAAAGCCCUUCUGCAUAUUUCUUUAUAUGUUGCAUGGUUUAGUUUUUGCUAUGGUCGAUGAACGUUGGCUAAUUGACUACUUUUAUUUAUACUAAGUGUGAGGCUAUUUCUAUUUUUCUGGUGCGCGUAAAGGCGUUAAGCAUGUGUUUCGGUUUCUCCAUUUUUGUAGUAAAUAAGUAUGAGCUAAUUGAGUGUUCUGUGCACCCACAGACACAAGCUAGGAAGAAUUACCUUAUAGCGAGUGACGGUAAAUAAAAUGCGCUGUUGCGUUUAAAGCGCAAUCGCAAAAAUAUUCUUAGAUUGAAAGCUAUAGCUAUAUUGAGUUGAGAGUACAGUCACGUCGCACCGUCUGGAAUCUAGACCGUCAAGAUCUAUCAACCAGAAUAUUUUACGUUAUGAAUCGCGCCUUAUGGAAUAAAUUUACAAUACCUAUAUACAAAAUGGUCUUCUGGCUGGUGGAGCGUGGCGCGAGGUCGAGCAGGCAAGGGGAAUUGGUAGUGCAGGCGGAGAGCUGUUGUUUCUUGAAGUUUGGAGCUCUGCUUAUAAACAUUUGCAGCCGGGGACGUUGUCAUCAGUUGGUCCUUUUGACCAACGAGCCUGCAGCACGUUUUAGUUUGCUGCAGGAUGUGCAAGCGGCGCGUCGCCACAGACACUUUAAUGGGCCAAAUAUAGAAAGAUUGGGGGCUCUAUUUUUUCUACACAAACAACGCCCGAUGAAGACGUAUUGUUGAAACACGUAGCAACCUUUUUAUAUUCUUUAAAUAUUAAACGAAACGAGAUCUAUGGAGCCUUUGAAGGAAUGAAAGCCUUUCUAAAACUCGUGUAUGCUCUCAGAGGUCGUAGAAGUUCUUGGCUCCUAAUGCGUUUGAUUGCCUUUUGGACAGGGUGGCCUCUGUGCUAGCCACAGCAAAUUUGUUUAAAUAUAAUUGUACCUAUCCUUCAAAUACCUAAGCUUCUCAAGCAGCACAUUAGUGUUCUUAAAUAUUUUUAAAGGCUCUACUCUAGGACGUAGGAGUAGAACACUUUAGAAGACUGUUUGACAAUUUACGUGGUUUAGAUGACAAAGCGUAACCAUAGUAGGUACCUACCUAAUAUACCUAGGUAAAAUUAUGGCGUAACCGUACCUUGGUAUAUACCUACACGAAGUAGACACCUUGAAAUCUGUAUAACCAGCUUACGACUGAAGAUCUGCUACCUUAAUGUACACCGAGUUCCAGCUGGCUCUAUUGCAACCCCUCACAGUAUCGUAGAGUGAAAUGAUGGCUUCUGGAGUGCUUUGUAGUUUGUCUGCUUUCCUGCUACCUUGAUCUACACCGAGUUCCAGCUGUCUCUAUUGCAACCCACGAGAGUAUCAGAAAGUGAAAUGAUGACUUCUGGAGUGCUUUGUAGAUUGUCUGCUCUCCUGCUAUCUUGAUCUACACUGAGUUCCAGCUGUCCUUAUUGCAACCCACGACAGUAUCGGAAAGUGAAAUGAUGGCUUCUGGAGUGCUUUGUAAUUUGUCUGAUCUCCUGCUACCUUGAUCUACACUGAGUUCCAGCUGUCCUUAUUGCAACCCACGACAGUAUCGGAAAGUGAAAUGAUGGCUUCUGGAGUGCUUUGUAGAUUGUCUGCUCUCCUGCUACCUUGAUCCUACACUGAGCUAGGGUCUGAUUGACUGCCGAUGACCCAGCAUGAUAGUAAAGCAUUCCCUUUAGUUCCAGCUGUCCCUAUUGCAACCCACGACAGUAUCGGAAAGUGAAAUGAUGGCUUCUGGAGUGCUUUGUAGAUUGUCUGCUCUCCUGCUACCUUGAUCUACACUGAGCUAGGGUCUGAUUGACUGCCGAUGACCCAGCAUGAUAGUAAAGCAUUCCCUUUAGUUCCAGCUGUCCCUAUUGCAACCCACGACAGUAUCGGAAAGUGAAAUGAUGGCUUCUGGAGUGCUUUGUAGAUUGUCUGCUCUCCUGCUACCUUGAUCUACACUGAGCUAGGGUCUGAUUGACUGCCGAUGACCCAGCAUGAUAGUAAAGCAUUUCCUUUUGUUCCCGCUGUCCCUAUUGCAACCCACGAUAGUAUCGGAAAGUAAAAUGAUGGCUUCUGGAGUGCUUUGUAGAUUGUCUGCUCUCCUGCUACUUACCUUGAUCUACACCCAGGUAGGGUCUGAUUGACUGAUUGACAUUUGGGGAGUUAAUAAUCGCAUAUUAUGUAUGUUUACCUACAUUGAAGUCCCUAUGAUGCGUUACGCAAUUCACCACCCUGUAUAGGACAGUGAAGAAUAACUUAUUUUGUAUGUUGGUCAGAAUUUAUCUCUAAAGUUACAUCGAAUAAAAUUCAGCUUAAGCCAAUGAUCAAUCAUAUAUCUAGGAAAGUGGCAGAAAUUUAAAUUGUAUUUAAUAAAAUUAACUAAUCUAAUGACUCAAACCGAUCCGAAAACGAUGUUCUCUGAUUGAUUAUUAGGGCGUGGAGUGUUCAAUGCAGUAAUGAGCAAUUUAAGGGAAGCAGCGUGUUGAAAUAUUGUUGAAAACAGAAAGUUAAUCAGAAAGUUUUUUUUAUCGAUCUAUAAUUUUGAAGAGCCCUGUAUAAAACACGGACAUUAGCCACCGACGCCUGGAUUGUGGCUGAUACUAGCCACAUCCUUCUACUUUUAAAAUCUCUAUUUACAGUUAUUUCUUUUGGUAGAAUGUGAAGUAUGACUUUUCUUUUAAAUUUCUUUAGAAGAAUAUUAGAUAGAAUGCUACAGUUAUUUUAUUUCGGCCAGCACAACAUUUCCAACACCUUGAACAUCUAUGUUAAGACAAACAACGGCAACACACUUUCAAUUAAUUUGGAUCCUCAAUGGGAUAUUAAAAACGUUAAGGAAGUCGUUGCUCCCAAAUUAGGCUUACACCCUGAGGAAGUUAAGAUAAUCUUUGCAGGCAAAGAGCUCGGUGAUACAAUAACGAUAGCCGAAUGCGACUUGGGACAGUGCAGUAUUCUACAUGCGGUUAAGUCGAAGCAUCGGCGGAGUUUAGCAGGGGCCGUUGUCGAGGAAGUAAUAGAAGAGUUCGGUUCGAAACCACUUUGCGAGACCUUGAAGGAUUUGUCCACGGAGGAUAGCAGUAAUAAUGUAAUUGAGCAACCGAAAGCCCAUUUUUUUGUUUACUGUUCAAUAUGUAAGGGGCUUAAGACUGGGAAGUUAAGAGUGAAAUGCCAAUUUUGUAAGAGCGGAGCAUUUACAGUACACGCAGAUCCGCAAAGCUGGGUCGAUGUGUUAGAAUCUAAGCGAAUCACCGGACAAUGUGAGAACGACCCCGACUUAUGCGCAAAUAUUUUAGAUAAUGCUGAACCCACUUUCGCCGAAUUUUACUUUAAAUGUGCUGAGCAUACUUCUUUAGGUGAAGAGGAUAAGGCAGUACCCUUAGAUUUAAUAAGGCCUAAUGUACAUAGUAUACCGUGUUUAGCCUGCGGUGAUAUUAGUACACCGAUUUUGGUAUUUCCGUGUGCUGAGGCACAUGUGACCUGUUUAGAGUGUUUUGUUACGUAUUGUUCUACCAGAUUAAGGGAUAGGCAAUUUUUGGAGCAUCCCGACUUUGGAUAUACUCUAUCAUGUCCAGCUAGAUGUGAAAAUUCCUUGAUCACUGAGACACAUCAUUUUCGUUUAAUGCCGGAAGCUCAGUAUUCCCAAUAUCAGCAGUUUGCGACAGAAGAGUUUGUACUGAGCACAGGAGGAGUGCUGUGUCCACAGCCCGGCUGUGGUAUGGGCAUUAUACCGGAACCAGACUGUAUCAAAAUUAGAUGUACUGGUGGAUGCGGAUACGUGUUCUGCCGUUUAUGCCUUCAGGGCUACCAUAUUGGUGAUUGUGCUCCAUUUGAUCCAGAGAGUAAUACAGAUAGGAUAGAUACUGAGUUUAAUGUGGAUCCGGCACUGGUUUCCCAAGCCAGAUGGGAUGAAGCUUCAAAGGUUGCUAUAAGAGUGUUGACCAAACCUUGCCCAAAGUGUAAAACACCAACUGAACGUGAUGGAGGGUGUAUGCAUAUGGUGUGUACUCGAGGAGGGUGCGGAUUUAAUUGGUGUUGGGUCUGUCAAACACCGUGGACGACAGACUGCAUGGGGAGCCAUUGGUUUGGAUAAAGUUGAUUGUUAUGGUUGUCAUUGUGAUUUAUGUUUCUUUUUUUGUUAUUGUUAUAUACUUAACUAAAUAAAUUUGAACAAUUUU